AUGGCGGAUAGUCGUGGCCUACAAGGCUUCGCAAAUACGAGAAAUAACAGCCGCAUUUUGGCUGAAUUUUUAUCUCGCGUGGUGCAAUUAAACCAAGAAAGUGAUUCUACGAUGGAAACUAGCUUAUCUGAGUUAAAUACAUCGUGUCAAGACCGUGAUAUUGGCGAAAGUGCCGGAAGGAAUUGCAAUUGGGCAAGUAAUAACUCGAGCUCCAACUAUUUGGUCGAAGAUACAAGCUAUGCCUAUGAUGAGUUUUUGAAAGCGGCAAGUAAUGGAAAUUGUCUAGAUUUAAUAUCGCAACACAUCGAGAAAUUGAAGAGGGAUAUAGCAGUUACAUCGUCUACCGAAGUUAAACUGAAACUUUCGAAGUAUAGCUCAUCAAUCUCACCGAUAUGAGGGCAGUCAUUAUUGAGUAUUGUAAACAAAAACUUCCCAAUAUGCCGAAAGGCAAACCGUCCAGAAGAUUAAACAGACUAGGAGGGCGAUCAGCAACAGAUAAACUAGCGACGGACAUUAAUUGUUCUAAUAAAAUCUUGUAGUUCUGGCGUAACAACGAGCGAACUGAACGAUAUAUUUCCAAAGCAGCCAAAUCAUGGGAUUCAUGGCGAACAAUCGCUUCUGAAUAUGACGGCUAAUAAUCAGAGUUCGACUACAGUUUGCAGCCAAGAUGAGCGUACUACGCAGUCAGUAGAUACUCUCUUAGAGGAAAUGGAUGUAAAAUUCUACAAUUUGAAGGAGGUUUUUGAUGAAUCGGUCUUAAAUCUGAAGGUUGAAAUUGCUGAAAUAAAGAAGGAUAUGUGCAAUAAAGAUGCAGAAAUCAAGUCGUUGAAGCAGGAAAGUUCUGAGCUAAAGGAAAGGCUAUGUGAAAGGGAUGCGAAAGUUUGA
Molecule: messenger RNA, 885 nt
Organism: Paramuricea clavata
Lineage: Eukaryota; Metazoa; Cnidaria; Anthozoa; Malacalcyonacea; Plexauridae
Source: the annotation of a GenBank genome assembly